GUGUUUCUGGCCAAGCCCAGGAAAUCCCAGAGUGCUGAGAUCAGCCCUGCUAGUGGCUCAGGGAACAGAGGACAGGGGUGCACCCGGAGGACGCCUCACCUGGGGAGCGGGCAGCAGGAUGCGUGGCAAGGACGAUGAAUACGAUUACCUCUUCAAAGUGGUGCUGAUCGGGGACUCUGGAGUGGGGAAGAGCAACCUCCUCUCGCGCUUCACCCGCAAUGAGUUCAACCUGGAGAGCAAGAGCACCAUCGGGGUGGAGUUUGCCACCCGGAGCAUCCAGGUGGACAGCAAGACCGUGAAGGCUCAGAUCUGGGACACGGCGGGCCAAGAGCGUUACCGUGCCAUCACCUCGGCGUAUUACCGGGGUGCGGUGGGAGCCCUCGUGGUGUACGACAUCGCCAAGUACCUGACCUACGAGAACGCUGAGCGCUGGCUGAAGGAGCUGCAGGAUCACGCCGACGCCAACAUCGUCAUCAUGCUGGUGGGCAACAAAAGCGACUUGCGGCACCUCCGCGCCGUGCCCACCGAUGAGGCCAAGAGCUUUGCAGAGAAGAAUGGCCUGUCCUUCAUUGAGACAUCUGCCCUGGACUCCACCAACGUGGAAACGGCCUUCCACAGCAUCCUGGCAGAAAUCCACCGCAUCGUGUCACAGAGGCAGAUAACCGGGCAGCAGGAGCCGGAAUUUGGAUCCAGCACAGUCAUUGAUCCCAUCAAAGUCCUGCCCACUCACCAGGAGGGGAAACAGACGCCCUGCUGCCAGAACAUCUGAGCCUGACGGGAGGCUCCAGGGGCAACUGAACCCCAGCCAUUGUCUCCCUCCCCCCGCCACCCUUGCGGUCACUUCCUGGGGAGAGGGCAGUGCCUGAGCAUGUGUUGCAUAACACCCUGUAGUUUCCUUUUCUCUUGUUCCCUCCCAUCGCUCUGGGCUUUUGUACUUAAUGUAGGUCCUAUAUAAACAUAAGUGGGCCACGGCCGCCUCCUUGGGGAAAUGGUGUUACGUCUCCAAGGUCAUCGUGCCCUCUGGUAUCCCUUCCUUCCCAUGCACUGUUGGACUUAUGUUUAUUAUAGGGCCUACGCUAAUGGGGGACGAUGCAUUGUCGGGUCUUCCCCUUUGGCCCAGAGUUGUGACAUCUCGCCGCUCUCUAGUUCUAGCUGCGCCCUCUGGCCACUCCCCUCCGCCCCGGAAAACUUGGAUCCUGCAUGAAUCAAUCCAAGUCAUGGGCAAGUUCUGAUACGAUAGCCAAGCCGGGUCCUGGCUAUUAACGAUGCUAUGAUGGGAGGAGGCAGGUUCGGCGUGGGGGUUGCCUGGCCAUUGGGCUGGGGUCCGUUCUCCUCGGGCUCACGUCUGGCCCUGGAGAACCGUACCGUGAGCGGCGUUCUCUUGAUCCACCCAGAGCGGCCCAGUUCCCAGGAACGCCGGGUGGCUUCUCCGCAGCUCUAACAUGCACAAGGGGUCCUGCCAGCUACCGGGCAGGCUUGCUAGACAGGUCUGGUUGGUUCACUGGGGAGAGACUAUUGCGGAUCACCAAGCUCUUCUGUCUGCACCGAGGUGGGCCAGAACCAGCAUGCAGUUACACCCCUCUUCCUCCGCAGUGACUCUGCUGAAAGCCCCGGGGCUGUGCCUCAUGCGUCUCCCUGGAAGCCCAGCCCCGAUUGCCAGGUGGUUGUUUGGUCCUGCCUGAGUCAGGCUACCCCAGCGGCAUUAACUCGGGAUCCAGGGGGGUCGGAAUCCAGUGACUCGCGAUUUGUUUCCGUUUCGGGCACCCACCUCCGACCAUGUCUAGAGCGGGAUUGACUCCUGCGGGUUUCACCCAGUGCUGAGGUUGCACGGUGUCGCCCGCCCAUCCCAAGAGCCCAGCCCUCCCCACCC
Molecule: messenger RNA, 1870 nt
Organism: Pelodiscus sinensis (Chinese soft-shelled turtle)
Lineage: Eukaryota; Metazoa; Chordata; Testudines; Trionychidae
Product: ras-related protein Rab-11A-like
Molecular function (GO): GTPase activity; GTP binding
Source: RefSeq, a predicted model, not a curated record